This is a messenger RNA of Ipomoea triloba (trilobed morning glory), 2047 nucleotides long. Its product is annotated as apoptosis inhibitor 5-like protein API5. The transcript has 16 exons. Gene Ontology annotation, biological process: regulation of programmed cell death. Gene Ontology annotation, molecular function: mRNA binding. The record is from RefSeq and is a predicted model, not a curated record. Bases 109 to 1779 code for a protein of 556 amino acids. Gene Ontology annotation, cellular component: nucleus. NCBI's taxonomy places the organism in Eukaryota, Viridiplantae, Streptophyta, Magnoliopsida, Solanales, Convolvulaceae.
CAAAAGUUGGGAUUUCUCCCUCCAUCCCUCCAUUUCUAUUUUCUAACCCUAGCUUCCUUCUUCUAUCUUCCAAACUCUCUGAGCUUCUGUAAUCUCUAAUUGGUUUUAAUGGCCGAAGCUUCCGACGAUUCCGCCGACAUCGAGAAGCUCUACGAGUUCAACGAGCGGCUCAGUUCGGCCAAGGACAAGUCCGAAUACGGGAAGGACUACGAGAGUAUAAUUGUGGCGGCAAAUGCAAGUGUAAAAGCUAAGCAACUGGCUGCGCAGCUCAUCCCCAAGUUCUUCAAGUACUUCCCUCAGCUCGCUGAACAAGCUUUUGAGUCUCACUGGUAUUUAUGUGAAGAUGAAGAGCUUGCGGUCCGUAUACAAGCAAUCCGUGGACUUCCUUUUCUGUGCAAGGAUACACCAGAAUAUGUGCCUAAAGUUGUUGACAUUCUUGCUCAAUUCCUUGGAGCAGGUGAAAACGUGGAGCGCGAUGCUGUACAGAAGGCUCUUAUGACAUUGUUAAGGCAGGAUGUGAAGACCUGUUUAACUGCUUUGUUCAAGCAUAUUGGUAACACCGAGGAUCGAAGUGCAGAGGAAUUAAGUACCUGGGAGAGCAUUCGUGAAAAGGUUAUACACUUUAUUAGGGAUAAGGUGUUUCCUCUUAAGGUAGAGCUAUUAAAGCCACGGGAUGAGAUGGAAAGGCAUAUAACUAACUUGAUUAAACUGAAUUUGCAAGAUGUAACUGCAGAAGAGUUUAACAUGUUCUUGAACUUCUUGAAAAGCUUGACUUUGUUUGGGCAAAAUGCUACUGCGGAGUGUGUACAGGAGCUGGUUGAAAUUAUUGAAGGUCAGGCUGAUCUUGAUGCUCAAUUUGAAGUUUCUGAUGCGGAUCAUAUUAUGCGGUUCAUAUCUUGCCUCUGUAUGGCCAUUCCCUUUUUCAAGAGGGGAGCAUCAAGCAGCAAGUUUCUUAACUAUCUGAACAAGCAAAUUUUUCCUGUUUUUGACAAGCUUUCAGAAGAGCGAAAGUUGGACUUGCUGAAGGAUGUAGCAGAUUGUUCCCCUUAUGCAAGCCCACAAGAUUCUCGUCAGCUUCUUCCAUCCAUUGUUGAGCUUCUAAAGAAAUGCAUGGUUCGGAGAAAGAUUGAAGAAAUAAACUUUACAUAUAUUGAGUGCUUGUUGUAUGCAUUUCACCAUCUGGCUCAUAAGACUCCUAAUGCAACAAAUAGUCUUUGCGGCUAUAAGAUUGUAACUGGUCAACCAUCAGACCGGUUGGGGGAGGACUUCUCAGAGCAGUAUCGCGACUUUACUGAGAGAUUGAGCACUACUGAGGAUUUAGCAAGGGCAAUGAAUAAGAAAUUGACCCAAGGAAUGGCAGAGCAUAACAAAGCAAUGGCUGCUGCUAAAACAGAAGAAGAAAAGGAUGCUAUUAAAAGAAAGAAACAGGAAGCUACCUCCAGUCUGCGUGCAUGCAACAAUAUAUUAACAAUGUGCUCGCCACUGCAUAUAAAAACACCAAAAUUUAUUGGAGAUCAAAAACUUAAUUUGUCAUGGAGAGAAGUUUCUAAGCCUUCCGGUCCACCAGUUUCUACUGUUGCUGGUCAAAAACGGAGUGCUGCUGCUAAUGGAUCAAGCUCUAUUAUGGCCAAGAAGGGCCGAGGAGGUGGUAUGCAGAACCCAUUGCUUAGCAAGGCGUUUGAAGGUUUACAUGAUGGGGGGAGAGGUGGUGGAAGAGGAGGUAGAGGCUGGCACAGCUAUGGUAGAGGCCGAGGCAGAGGUCGAGGGAGUUUUCGCUAAAUCUCUAAAUUCAAUUUAAGGUGUGGUAGUUCAAUUGAUAGAAUUAAUAUUUUCUUGAUAUGUGUGCUAGAUAUUUUACAUGACAUUUGAGGAGCUUAGGCUAACUAAAUUAGCAAAUCACUGAUUAGAAAAAAGAAAAUUCAUUCAAUCUGUAAAACUUUAACAGCUUCCCUGCUCCCUCAUUCUAUUGUAUUCUGCAAUUAAAAUUAUGUACCUUCUAUGUAUUCUAUUGUUAGAGUGUGUCUCAAAAGCAGUACUCCUUAUUUAA